Molecule: messenger RNA, 1613 nt
Organism: Labeo rohita (rohu)
Lineage: Eukaryota; Metazoa; Chordata; Actinopteri; Cypriniformes; Cyprinidae
Product: CD209 antigen-like protein E
Exons: 7
Coding region: 470-1285 (271 amino acids)
Source: RefSeq, a predicted model, not a curated record
ACACAUCUGAGGAACACAACACAGUUCACCUGUUUUCUGACACUGAAAAUAUCCUAAGAAGAUGAAAAAACAUUGAUGUCUAAGAAUAUCUGGAUGUUGUGAGAGGUAAAGUCGGACAAAAAGUUCACAGAUUCAACGCCACGAGAGUCAAGUCAUCUUAAUUUACAGUUUCCUACACCCCAUGAGGCCUUGCGCCGAAAGUGGGAGCAUCUUCUGGUUCAAAGUAAACAACGGGAUGUGACACUAAAUCAUUCAACAGUUGACAGGAGUGACGGGCAAAUGAAGCUUCAUGAAGCACCGACUUUCCUCUGACUGUUUCGGAAAAGAUUUAAAGCAUUGAGAGUGUCGAAAACAGCGUGACCUGGGCUGAUGAUUUUAUGUAGAAAACAGUGGAUCACAAAAAAAUUACUUUUGCUGGAUUUUCGCAGAGUGGGUCACAUAUAGUUCACUUAUUGAUUAAGGUUCAAUAAUGGAUUCAGAAGACCGAAUAGAAAAGGCUGUUGAUAUCUACAUCAGUGCAGAAGCUGUAAGAGACAUGAAACAUAAAGACAAAAAGGACUUCGACGCAACAAUAACUGAAGCACCUAAACACAGAGAUAACUCAACUGGGAUUAAAGGAACUGAUGGUGUGAAAACCAGAAGCUCCACAGCAGCUGUGGUGUGUUUGCUGCUGGUGUGUGUUCUCCUGCUGACUGCAGUCAUAGUGCUGUGUGUCCACAUUCAUACAAAGACCACAAACUACACACAAGAGAGACAACAGCUCCUAAUUAACAUGACCAACCUCACAGAAGAGAGAGACCAGCUACUAAUCCAAAAUAAAAACCUGACUAAUGAGAGAAAACUGCUAAUAUUCCAGACGGAUAAUCUGAUGAAUGAGAGCAACCGGUGGAAAUCAGAAAAAAAAGAACUCCAGGUGUAUUUUGCAAAUGGAUGGAAGUACUUUGAAUCCAGUCUUUACUACUUUUCCUCUGAUACGAAGAACUGGAAUGACAGCAGAAUAUCUUGUAAAAAGAAAAAAGCAGAUCUGAUCAUACUAAACAACAAAGAGGAACAAAAUUUUGUGAAGAACAUUACUGGUAAUUCUGAAUUCUGGAUUGGUCUGACUUACAUGGAAGAUGGCACAUGGAAAUGGGUUGAUGGCAGCAAUAUGACCACUGGGUUAUGGGAGUCUAGUCAACCUAAUUCUCCUGAAAAAGAAAAAUGUGCUCUAAAUCAUUCACCAGGAUGUGCUGAUUUUCCAUGUAAUGACCCAUUUAAAUGGAUUUGUGAGAAGAGUUUUUUUUAAAUGAUGCAUUAUAACAAAUAUUGACAUCUUGUUACAAAAUCUUUGUUUGCUUUGCCCCUGUUAGCUGUGUGCCUUGUUUGUCUCCAUAGCUACCCUUAUUGGUUCCUUUAGCUACUCUCUGAUCACACCCAUACCUUGUUUGUUGCAAUAUUAACUCUUUGGUCCUUUUCUUCUCCCUUGUAUAAUUAGCCCUAAUGUUUGACUUUUCAGUUGUUGAAUGUUAAGUUCAAGUAAAGUUCAGCUGUUCUGCUUGUGUGUUUUUUCUUUCCCUUGGUCCCUGUGUUCUUCAUUAUGUGUUUACUUAAUUUUACUCCAAUAAAAACCCUGC